GAUAUCAGUCCUCAUGUCUCAGUUAUGACAGAGCGUCAUGAAACACGGCCAGUGCUAUGGCAAAGCUGGAAGUCGGCAGGGGCACCCUUCUUGCACCUGUUCACCAAUAAUCGAGACAACUGUCAACUCCCAGAGCAUGCUAGCCCAUACCUCAGAAGAAAUGAUGGUAGAGCUGCGCUCACAAUGCGCAACAACACGCAACAACUAGUGAGAAGAGAGCCGACCUCGUCGCGUAUUCUCCUUGAAAACCCCCAGCUCAGCAGUAAAUCAACAUGGGACAAUCAGGAGCAGAUAUGUCAGAACUCGGUAUCCAUGGAAGUCGCCUUACGAUCCCCAGAUAUGUGUGCUACUGAGCUCCGAUAUUCUAAUGACUCUCACGCCGAGAAGAUGGACUUGGUCUCAGAGGUGAAAAGUUUGGCUCGGCGGUUUCUCAAUCUAGAUGCUGGGAGCCGUCCCCGCAACACAUCUACGUUGAUUGGAGAUUUACUUGAAGCAGUGCAUGUUCUUCAAGACCACGUCGACACACUCGGAGCGAAAUUCAGCAAAACGGACAUAGUCGAAGCGCCUUCUCAGAAUCUCCAUUAUAAGACUCUUUACCGCAUUCGUUGUCACCAAACUCUACAUUGUCAUGACCAAGUCAUGUACGAGGAUGAGCCUUACUACGAUACAAACAUGACUUGGGGCAAUGACAAAGUCCUUCGGGGCGAUCAUCCCGUUUUUAACGUUGAAUCGUACCUGAUGCAACACCCAGGAUUACAUUUCGUCGUCGUGAAGGAACAUGACUGCGUUUCCUCCCACAAUGCUCUGCUUGAAGAUGCGAAUCAACCGACCGCAGAGGCUCAUGGUUCGCAUGGAAGAGAAAGACUCUGGAUCAUAUCUCCUACACUCCAAAUGGCCCUGAAAGAUAUAUCCCAAUCUACUCUGCCCAUUGCGGACGAUUCGAUCACCUACCUUGCGCAGCUAAACGCGCCCUACGACAUCUUCUUUCAUCAUCAUGGCGAGCUCCUCACCUUGGCCCAGAAAGACAAGUCGCACGGACCUGUAUUGAACACACUGCUUUCUUAUGUGGUCACUAAUUACCAGUCAGACCACGAAGAUGCGAGAUUGAUGUUCACGAACGGGUUUGUGUCCAGCUUUCAUUUAGGGAAACUGUUCAGACCGGGACAGUUGGUGAUCUCAAGUGACUCACACACCGGGGCAUCCAGAGUCUCUAUAGUCAUUGAAUGCAUCCCACAGCCAAAUGGAAGUGUGAAUAUAAAGGGAUGGUGUUGGAAUUUCGACGGCGUGCGACUGGUUCGGGCUAUUUGGAGUGGUGAUAUUGUAAUCCCGUCUCAGCAGCCAAUAGCAAUCAACCAAUUGAUUAUAUAUCCAUCAGAAUAUGCUGCAGACGGGAUUAUGGACACAUUAGCAACUCGUGGAGAAAGAUUCUGGGCCAUCAGAGAUCGAGCUUAUCUCGCGUAUACUGGCUGGGAUGCCCAAAGGAAACACCAAUACUCUGAAUCACGGUUCAUGAUUGAUACCAGUGUCUACAAUGACCUUCACCAUAUUGCUAAGGGAGACUACUCGAUCGCGAAAUGCGACGGAAUGGGCCCUUUUGAACUGCACUUGUGGUCAACCAACCAGAAAUUUGGCGGUGGCGCCGCGCUUGACUGCUGGCCGACCUCUAUAAACACCUCUGAUGUGAGAUUGACGCGCGAAAUGUACUUGCUAUUACCUCCCACCGUCAAAGGCUUCGAUAUGAGUGAGAAGCGUUGGACCCUACUUGACGUUCGACACCUUCACGAUGUCGGAUGGCGCACUGAAGCGCUUGACCGGAUAGUAAUUCCGACAGAGCAUAGAGAAAUGUUGAAAGCCUUGGUGAAAAGCUUCGAGCCCGAAAGGCAGAUAGUGAAGGAUAAUGAUUAUAUGGUACCUGCAAAGGGCCAAGGUUUGAACAUACUGCUUCAUGGUGCUCCUGGUACCGGUAAAACUACGACAGCCGAAUGUGUUGCGGAGUAUGCUCAAAAGCCCCUCUAUCGUUUCACUUGCGGUGACAUAGGCACCGAUCCUCAGUCCGUCGAAAAGUACCUCGAAAGCGCGUUUUUCUUGGCUAAAAGAUGGGACGCUGUUGUAAUUAUGGACGAAGCUGAUGUGUUCCUACAAUCGAGAUCGCAUGGAGAUCUGCAGAGAAACUCAAUGGUCUCAGUCUUCCUUCGUGUGCUUGAAUAUUACAGUGGGAUAUUGAUUCUAACCACCAAUCGAGUCGGUACCUUUGACGAUGCAUUCAAAUCUCGGAUCCAUGUAUCACUGUAUUUCCAGCAGAUACAAAGACAAGACAGAUUACGAAUCUGGGAGUUUUUCGCACAGGAGGUCCGAGCAGAGAUGUCGGAGACUGAUUUUCACCAGUUGGAGCAACGACUUCCAGAUCUUGCUGCCGCUCCCCUAAAUGGAAGACAAAUUAGAAAUGCGAUGAAAUCAGCUAGACAGCUCGCAAUCUAUAGAAAGAUCAGCUUGAACCACGAACACAUCCAACAGGUGGUCGAAACCACACGCGAAUUCGACAAAUAUCUGGAGACAGUGCAUUCACCGGAAGGAGCUGGCGAUCGGUCACGGGAACAACAUAUCGAAUCGGCGCAAGAUAAGCCAGUCGAUCAGGCAAGUAACGGAAGAUCCAUCGAGUUCGGCUUCGACGAAGAUGCCCCACACGGUCCACGAUCGAAAACCACAGCAUAUCCCAAGAAGCAUCGCGUAGUUCAUAGCGGCACCAAAAGAACUUCCAGAAGCAAUAAAACUUCUAAAAAACAUCGGACUCCAUCGGGACAAAGCUCAAGUGUUUCCCUGGACUCGGACAUUCGAUCUGUCGUAGAUCGCCCAGAAACUUCCGAUGCAGACACUCCGACUUCAGCACCGCAAUAUAUCCAUUCCGCAUUGUCGAAGGCAUGGGGUCUCAACAACGGCUCGUCUAAAGAUGAGCUCAGAGAGGCAGAUCUACAAAACCUUGUGGAGGCGUUCGCAAGUCAGCUCCGACCCCAUGCGAAAGAAUGA
Messenger RNA from Periconia digitata, 3024 nucleotides. Lineage: Eukaryota; Fungi; Ascomycota; Dothideomycetes; Pleosporales; Periconiaceae. The record is from the annotation of a GenBank genome assembly.